Molecule: messenger RNA, 4260 nt
Organism: Cydia amplana
Lineage: Eukaryota; Metazoa; Arthropoda; Insecta; Lepidoptera; Tortricidae
Product: collagen alpha-5(IV) chain-like
Exons: 21
Coding region: 325-4260 (1311 amino acids)
Source: RefSeq, a predicted model, not a curated record
UAUAGUGAGUAUCUAGCUUUACAAUCUUUUUCUUGGUCUACACGACACUAGCGCCAAACAUUUGUGAAUCGCUGAGCAAUCUUGAACAUUUUUUGUUGUUUUGUGAAGGAAAAUUGUCUCAAGUAUCCAUGUGUGCACAUAUGUGUUAUGUUGUGUGUGCGUGGUGAUUUGUGUUAAAUGCUGAUAGAAAGAAAUUAAAAAUCAGGUAUAUUUUAACAAUGAAACUUUCAUAAAUGAGAAGAAACGCAGUGUUUGGUGUUAUCAAGUGCUAGUGAAUCCGUCGGGAGGCGGUAAUCGUUCAAGUUGGCGAAGGCACGCAGGGGUAUGAUAAAGGAGAAGGAGAAGGGCGGCGGCGCCCGCCUCAAGGACGAGCCCAGCGACCCCGCUGAGCCUGGCCACGGCUCCCGCCCGCCGUCAGCGUCGCUGCCGACCCCGGCGGCGCUGAAGAAGGAGCCCGACGAGCCGGCACACAGGGUCAAAAUGGAGCCCCACUCACAGGAGGACUCUGGCGGGGACUUGGGGGUCGAUGGGAUCAAGACUGAGAUCGACGGCCUCAUGGACAACGAUGGUGACCCAACGAAGUCUCCGUCGUGCGACAUGCCCGGGCCGGGGUCUCUCAAGUCCGAGAGGCUGUCAUCAGACUCCAACGAUAUCUUGGAUCCGCAGACCGGGCUGCGAGGAUCGUCUGGCAACAUGCAGGACGGCAACCAAAACUGCCGCAACCCGAACGGUCCGGACCUGGGCUCGUGCCGGAUGGGCGGCGGCGGGCCUAUGGGCCCCGGGGUGUCCAUGGCCAUGUCUAGCGAGGCGCAGACGCUGCCGUCGAAUGUCAUCAGCAAGCAGGCCGGGAGUAUGGAGCAGCAGAGCCAAAUCUUCGUGUUCUCAACAAUAAUGGCCAACAAGGGAGCAGAGUCUGUGAUCUCUGGGCAGCACCACUCCAUCAUAUCCUACCACUGCGCGCAACCGGGCACUAAGAAAUAUCUCGAGAAACACCCACUAAAAAUGGGUCAGUUCAACAAGCAGAGCCCAGCGCAAUGGCUGAACAACCUCGCCAUGGCCAAGACCCGAGGCGGCAUGCGGGGCGGCCCCAACAUGAUGGGGCCGGGCGGCCCCAAUCAGAUGGGGCACAUGAUGGGCCCCGGGGGGCCCAUGGGGCCGAUGGGCAUGGGGCACAUGCCCAACAUGAUGGGCGGCCCGCCGAGGAUGGGCGGGCCAGGGAACCAGAUGAUGAUGAUGAAGGGCCAAAUGGGUCAGAUGGGGCAGAUGGGACCCAUGGAUGGGUUUCCAGGGGGCACCCCGUCCUGCGGUGUCAUGGACGGCCUCGGUGCUGAUGGUGAAAUUCCCUGGGACACCAAAAACCCCUCCGUAAUGUCAAACGGCAUGUCAAACGGACCAGGCGCGUGCGCCGAGCCGGCCGAGCCGCCAUCCAGCCAGGCCGAGACCCCCUCCUCGCAGGCAGACUGCCAGGGCGGGCCUAAGGGUGUUAAAAUUCCAGACGAGAACCUAACACCGCAGCAGCGCGCGCACCGCGAGGAACAGCUGGCCACCAUCAGGAAGAUGCACCAGAUCCUCUUCCCCGAGAACCCCCCCAACCCCAACCAGUCCGGGGACCCCUCCCCGGACAUCAACCCGCCCAACUCCAGCGCCAACAUGAACAUACCCUACCCACCCAUGUCCAUGGGCCCCAACGGCCCUAUGGGCUCCGGACCCAUGUCCACCAUGUCUAACAUGUCCAACUCCGGCCCCUCCUGUACGAUGUCCAUGGGCAUGGGUCCCAUAGGCCCGAACGGCCCCAUGAUGGGCUUGGGGCCGGGCAUGAUGUCCCACGGCAAUAUGGGGCCGAAUGGCAUGAUGGGGCCGAACGGGCCUAUGAUGCCGGGGAUGGGGCCGAACGGGCCGAUGGGGCCUAUGUGCGGGAUGAAGGGGAUCAGGGGGCCGUGCGGGGGGCCGGAUAUGAAAGGCGGCAUGUGUAGUGACAUGCACAUGGGUAGAGGUUGCGGCGGCCCUAUGGGGCGCAUGCCUAAUCCUAUGGGCGGAAUGGGCGGCCCUAAGCCCUGUAUGAUGGGCGGUCCACACAUGGGGCCCAGAAUGAUGCCGGGACCUAACAUCAACGCCAUGAACGGUGGUAUAAUGAUGGACGGCAUGAUGUUGGGGCACGGAGACUGCGGCCCUGAGCACCACGGGAUGCCAAACGGGCCACAGUGCGACGAAUACGGCAGGAGAAACAUGGGUCCAGGUGACCCGGGCGGGCCGGGCGGGCCGGGCGGGCCGGGGCUGCACAAGGCCGGGCUGCGCAGCCCCAAGAGCCCCGCCACCACCGGCGACAUCGACUGGCAGAAGAUACACCACCAGUUCUUCGACGACCCCAAGUCCAUGGACACUGACCUGAGCACGCAAGUUAAGUCGCCGUGUUCGGAGCGAGGGGGCUGCCUGCCCCCGCCGCCUUACGGCGCCUCCCCGCUGCACCGCUCCGCCUCAGUGCCUAUAGCCACGCAGUCUCCGGGGCACGGCGCGCAGCUGCCCAUGUCGGCGGAGGCCUCGCGCGCCGGCUCCGGCCUCAACAGCCCCGCGCACUGCAAGCCCCAGGCCAAGCAGGACGCGCCAGAAAUACUGGAGAAAUUGGACGAUGGCGUUUUUGUGCGCACUCUGCAAUGCCUAGCGGCGCAACAGCAGAAGAACCAGCAGGCGGGCGUGGACGCCAGAACGGGGAAAGAGCCCAGCCUGAUGCCCGUGCCCUCGCCGCAGCAAAUAUCGUAUCUCAACCAGUUCGAAGGUCAAGAGUUGACGAUACAGAAACAGCCUAACACGUCUUUGAAAGACAACGGGCCUCCUUCGAACAGCGGCGGGCAGACGCCGCAAUCUAACUCGAACCAGAAAUCACCCGCUGGGAUGAUGCCUGGCACGCCAGAACCUCACUCGUCGCUAUCAGAACAGCGGGCGGGCAGGUUCUCACUAGAACAGAGUCCAGGGUUCAACAACCCUCAGACACCGACGUCGCAAGGAAACAAAUGUGGACAAGAUGAGAAAUCGAGGCCAAGCCCGUCCUCAAACCGGUCGCAGGACCCCUCCAAGACCCCUCAGCGCGACGGCCUCAGCCAGGGGCCGUACGCGCCGGCCUCUUCAGGUUCCUGCGCUAAAAGCAGUUGCAGCGUGGUCAACAGCGCGGCGGGCGUCGAUGACUCUAUGACAGGAAAUAAUGACUCGACGUUACCGGGCGGCCCUAGCACGAGCCUCCCGGGCCCCUUUCCCGGCCCGUGCAGCAUGAACAGGCCGGACAACAUCCCCAUCAACCCCAACCAGGGCCCCAACGGCCCUAUGACUUCCACCUCCUCAUUCGACCCCAUAUCCUCGCUCGCGCAGAUGUCACAACAGCUCACCAACACCGUCGGCGGAGGGGGCCCCGGCCCCGGCCCCAUGGGGCCCAACGGGAGCGGGAUGGGGCCUUUCGGAUCCGGCCCGCAUCAUAUGCAGCAUCACCAUUCUAUGCAUCCGCAUGGACAUCCGCAUAUGAUGAUGAAUGAUUUAGGUUGCCACAUGGACAACAUGGGUGGCCCGGGCAUGGGCGGUCCCAUAGAGGGCAUGAUGGGUGGCGACUUCCCGCCCGACAUGAACCUCAGCCCCAAGAUGGGCGGGCCUAUGGGGCCCAUGGGGCCCGACGCCAUGAUGGGGCCCCGGAUGGCCGGCGGCAAAAUGCCGCCGUUCAACGGCGCCAACGUACAGGUAAAAGCUAGCGCGCCCAACACGAUACAGUAUUUACCCACGCGGCCUCAGAUGCCCUGCAACUCGGGCCCCCGAGGCCCCCCGAGCCUGGACUUCCUGCAGCGAGUCACUAACCCCAUGCAGAUGGACAGUAAAGGCGUGCAGUACUUCCCGCGCGGCAUGGACAUGGACGGCGGCAUGCGCGGCGUCAUGCGCGCUCCGGGCGGCAUGUUACGCAUGCCGCACUACCCCCCCGGGUUCAACUCCCCGCCCAAAAUGCCCCAAGACCCCUUCGGCAACCCCGGACCCAACCCCAUGUGCGGCCCCAACUUCCGAGGCGUCAAAGGCAUGCCCGGUAACGUGAGGAUGGGCAGCGCGCAACCCCUCCCCCCCUCCAUGGGCGGCCCCGGGCCGGGUUUCAAAGGACAGUCCUUCGCAGUCCCGUCGACGGCGGACCCCAACUACGCGGCGCAGUUCCACAACUUCCAGCAGCAGCUGUACGCGACGGGGUCCAGGGCCGCGCAGCCGCACGCUGGCUACCCGUACGCGCCGAACAAGUGA